AUAUUUGAUUGCAUUUAUAGGCUCUGAUCGAAAGGAAUAUCUCAAAGAAUGAAUUAAUAUGGAAAGAGAUCCAAACAUUUCGUAUUCAAUACUUGAAACUAAAUGAUACCAAAAUCCAAAACAACGGCAAUAAGGAUGAGCUGAAAGAAGAGGUGCAGAUCUUGCAGAUGGCUCUCAAUAAACUGGAAGCCGACAAAAUCAGUUUAAUGACGAUUGAGAAAGAAUUGAAAGAAAAAUGUGAGGAUUUGGAGCAAGAAGUGGAUCACUUGAAGACCAAAUUCAAUGUGUUAAUACCUGUUGAUAAGAAAGUAUCGCAACGAACGGGCAGUGAUAACGGAACGGGAGAUUCGGGUCAAUGGAGUGAUUGUGACAUUGAAACCAAUAAAUUAAAUCCCAAACAAAAAGCUGUUGCAAAGGAUUGGAAUAAAAAUAGUUAUAAUUGCGAUCAGAAUAUGAGGAAUGAGGAGGAAUUCAUUUAUGUGCCGGCAAUACAUCCGCCCAAAGAUUUCGCUCAUUAUGUCAAACAAGAGGAAACCCGUUGGAAACAAAGACAGAGGAAUACCAGUCGUGAUGUGACAGAGGAGAUGGUGUCCAACAUUAAGCCACAUGUUGUGGACGUUUUACCGAAAUACAGAUUUGACAAAACAAAUGACAAAUACUCGGAAUCAUCGAUUGGAACCGAUAGAGAAAAUUCGGAACUCAUUCUUAACUGGAAUUACUCUAAAAUGGAUGAUCAAACUGGUGGUCAAGAGAGUGAUAAGUAUGAGACACACAGAGCUCUGUCGCGAUCUAUGAAUCACAUCCAUUACAUGAGUAACAGUCAUAAUGAGGACAGAAAUGAUAUGCGAUCCUCAAAUUCACAGCAUUUAUCACAUUUGAAUGGAAACAACAACUUCUCUCUCACCACUCAUUUCAAACCCAUUAACAGCUCAUUAAAACAGGAUUUAAGUCAAAGUAAUGGUUCGCUUGCAUCGGAUCUACAUAAAAAGAAAAACAUAAAGUCUUCACUUCAGUCCUACUUCUUUGCCGGACACGGAAAUUGUGGUCUCUAUUCGGGUUCUCGACAUAAGAUCAUUAAUGAAACGCUUCCCCGCAAUGUGUGCGACGACCACAAGAGUUCAAACCAUUCUAGUGGUGCUGUCAGUGCUUUAGUCCACAAAGAGAUUACUGAAGCCCAGAGAGAUAUAGGCGCUUGGCUUUGA
Messenger RNA from Oppiella nova, 1202 nucleotides. NCBI's taxonomy places the organism in Eukaryota, Metazoa, Arthropoda, Arachnida, Sarcoptiformes, Oppiidae. The record is from the annotation of a GenBank genome assembly.